AUGCUGGCUAGUCGCAUCUGUCUGCGGACGGCACACCGCCCAUGCGCUGCGCCCAUCGUGCCAAUCGCCCUGUCUACCGCAACCCGUAUCCACUCCCUAAGAUACGCUCGACGAGUAUUUGCGACCACUCCCCUGCACAGAAAAUCCGAUGCCCGGAUACCAGUCGGCCAACAAGAUGCCGCCGAGGCCAAACACUCCCCCGGAGAGCUCGUCAAGCCGGAGAGCGCGAAGAAGGAGCAGCCUGCACAGCCUGCGACGCCCUCGCAUGCCACGAUACUUGCCGAACAAGCCAUCUCCAAGAAAGAGCAGCGGGCGAUAGACUGGGGCAUCAUCAAGAACAUGGUGCAAUACAUCUGGCCCAAAGACCACUUUGGAACGCGCUUCCGAGUCGGCUUGAGCGUUGGGCUCUUGAUAGGCGCAAAGAUCCUCAAUGUUCAAGUCCCCUUCUACUUCAAGAACAUCGUGGACUCGAUGAACAUCGACUGGGCCACCACCUCCUCCACCGUCGUCACCGUGGCCGGCGUUUCCAUCUUUGCCUACGGGGCCACUCGCAUUGGAGCUACGCUGUUCCAUGAGUUCCGCAAUGCCAUCUUUGCCAGCGUGGCGCAAAACGCCAUCCGCCGGGUUGCCAGCAGCGUCUUUGAUCAUCUCCUCAAGUUGGACCUGAACUUCCACCUGACCCGACAGACUGGUGGCCUGACUCGAGCAAUCGAUCGAGGCACCAAGGGGAUUAGUUUUCUCCUCACCAGCAUGGUCUUCCACAUCAUCCCCACCGCUUUCGAGAUCAGUCUGGUGUGCGGCAUCCUCACUUGGCAAUACGGCUGGGAGUUCGCGGCCAUCACCGCCGCCACCAUGGCUGCGUAUUCUUGGUUCACCAUCUCCACCACCGCCUGGCGGACAAAGUUCCGAAGGCAAGCGAACGCCGCAGACAACAAAGGCGCCACUGUUGCCGUCGACUCGCUGAUCAACUACGAGGCUGUCAAGUACUUCAACAACGAAGCCUUUGAAAGCAAGCGCUAUGACGCGGCCCUCCAGAGCUACCAAAAGGCUUCGAUCAAAGUCGCCACGUCGCUGGCAUACCUCAACACCGGCCAGAACCUCAUCUUCAGCACCGCCUUGACCGGCAUGAUGUACCUCGCCGCGCAAGGCGUAGCCAAAGGCAACCUCACCGUCGGAGACCUCGUCAUGGUCAACCAGCUCGUCUUCCAACUCUCCGUGCCCCUCAACUUCCUCGGCUCCGUCUACCGCGAGCUCCGCCAAAGCCUCCUCGACAUGGAAGCGCUGUUCAACCUGCAAACAGUCAACGUGGCCAUCAAAGAGAAGCCCGACGCGCAGCCCCUCCUCCUCAACAAAGGCGGCGAAAUCCGCUUCGAAAACGUCUCCUUCGGCUACCGCCCGGACCGCCCCAUCCUCCAGAACCUCACCCUCACCAUUCCCGCCGGCAAAAAAGUGGCGAUUGUCGGGCCCUCGGGCUGCGGGAAAUCCACCAUCCUACGCCUCCUCUUCCGCUUCUACGAUGUGCAGGAAGGCCGCAUCACCAUCGACGGGCAGGAUAUCCGCGAUGUGCAGCUCGACUCGCUGCGCAGAACCAUCGGCGUCGUGCCGCAGGAUACGCCGCUGUUCAACGACACCAUCGCCCACAACAUCCAAUACGGCGACAUGGAUGCGCCUUUCGAAGCCGUCACCGCCGCUGCCAAACGGGCUAGGAUCCACGACAUCAUCGAGCGCCUGCCCGACGGGUAUCAGACGAUGGUCGGCGAGCGCGGCAUGAUGAUUUCCGGGGGCGAGAAGCAGCGCCUCGCCGUUUCGCGGCUGGUGCUCAAAGACCCGCCCCUCCUCUUCUUCGACGAGGCCACUUCGGCCCUCGAUACGCAUACCGAGCAGGCGCUGCUCGGCAAUAUCAACGGCAUUAUCCGCGAGAAGGCGCGCACGAGCGUGUUUGUCGCGCAUCGGCUGCGCACCAUCUUCGACUCGGAUGUGAUUAUUGUGCUGAAGGAUGGGCGGGUGGCGGAGCAGGGGACGCAUGAGAAGUUGGUGGACAGCGAUGGGAUUUACGCGGAGCUGUGGAGUGCGCAGGAAAUGCUGUUUGUGGAGGAGGGGGCGGAGGCGAAGGCUUUGAAGUGA
Molecule: messenger RNA, 2124 nt
Organism: Neohortaea acidophila
Lineage: Eukaryota; Fungi; Ascomycota; Dothideomycetes; Mycosphaerellales; Teratosphaeriaceae
Product: ABC transporter-like protein
Exons: 2
Coding region: 1-2124 (707 amino acids)
Biological process (GO): intracellular iron ion homeostasis; transmembrane transport
Cellular component (GO): mitochondrial inner membrane
Molecular function (GO): ABC-type transporter activity; ATP binding; ATP hydrolysis activity
Source: RefSeq, a predicted model, not a curated record